Lachancea mirantina is the source of this 1131-nucleotide messenger RNA. The record is from the annotation of a GenBank genome assembly. Lineage: Eukaryota; Fungi; Ascomycota; Saccharomycetes; Saccharomycetales; Saccharomycetaceae.
AUGUCCAACGAAAGCGCGAAAAUUUAUGCGAAACUGACUCAAAAUGCGGGCCAAAAAGCUUCCUUGACGUCCAGUAUAGUACCCCAGCUUGCUUGGGCUUUGCAUAGAUUGUAUCCGGCUCUGAUCAUUUUUGAUGGAUUUCUUAGUAAUGUGUUGUGGUGUUGUGAUGACAAGUGUCUUCCUUUUAUUAAUUUAGUGCUCUGGACCCUGGCAAUUGGGCUUAUCGACCCCAGAGGAUCGAGCUUCGUCGCAAAAAGCGUCUACGUUUGGUUGGGGCUCAUGAGCGCUUUUUUCCUGACGUUCUCAUGGUUUUACUACGUGUCGUCAGUAGUACGCGAUCUCGAACAGGCAGAACCUCCCACGGCGGACGAUAUUGUCAUUGUGAUGGAAAAUGUUGUUUUCAAAUUGAAGCGCUUAGCGGAUGAUUUCCGACUGUUACUGGACAGAAGAGCCUUGCGGCGAUUAACCGUUUACGUGUUACUGUUGACACCAUUCUACGUGUUUGCGACCCAUUUUUUCUGGGGCCCCAGAGACAUCCUAACGGGGAUUUUGGUUAUCGGUGGAUUAUUUCACUCUUCGUGGUGUCAGUCAACUCUUCGUCUCUGUUGGCGCAGCUUGUGGGUAAGACGUCUGUGGUAUUUUCUGUCGCCUCAAAGUAAUGGCGUCAGCCAGGCUAAACCUUACAUUGUUCUCAGUGAAAACUCCGAGAUCCCGUUUCCUCGCGCCCUGGAAGGUAUUGUGGGUCAUGAACUCGGUAUCAAAUUGCAAAAAAUUAUCAGUGACCCGAUUGUUUGGGAUGGUGACCAUGCGGGCAAAGUCAACGUAAAAAUAGUGGAAUUUCAAAUCGACGAAAAUCAACGGAAAUGGCCCUCUGACGGCUGGACCUCAGGCCUUUUACCUUAUGAAAGACCUAAAUUCUCAUUUACGGCAAAUACGCCGUGGCUAGCUGCGUCUUCGCCCUGGGAGUUCCAGGAAAACCUCGACCGAUGCUGGUUCUGGAUGGACGAUUGUUGGAAACCUUCUUCCUGGACAUAUUUCGAUUCAGGAUGGCGUUUCAAGGGCCAAAAUGAUUCAAUUGACUGUUACACAAGAAACAGAACCUGGAAAAGAAAGGCAUACCGUCUUUUAUAG